Messenger RNA from Acanthochromis polyacanthus (spiny chromis), 1276 nucleotides. RefSeq lists its product as uncharacterized. Bases 1 to 981 code for a protein of 326 amino acids. Gene Ontology annotation, biological process: regulation of DNA-templated transcription. The transcript has 2 exons. Gene Ontology annotation, molecular function: DNA binding. Lineage: Eukaryota; Metazoa; Chordata; Actinopteri; Pomacentridae. The record is from RefSeq and is a predicted model, not a curated record.
AUGGGACGCCCUGUCGCCUCACCGGAAAACGGAAGACGUCAUCGCCAUGGUAACACAAAGACGCCUACUGUCAUGGCUGUAGCGCUGUGGCACAGGUUGCAACUAACAAGGAUCGCUGCUGCUUCCAGAAGACGAAAGCGUCUUCGUUUGUUAGCCCUGCUGCAUCAGCAAGAGGAAGGCACCAUGCUGUAUGUACAGCUUAAUCCAGCUGUGCCUCUCCUGCGGCUGUACAGCAACCCAGAAGCCUGCCUGAAGAGAGAUUUCAGACUCACCCGACAGUCUGUUGGCCUUUUAAUGACAUUAAUUCGGAGUCCGAGGGACCACGGCUGGGGUCAGGAGCUGGAGGUCCUGGCAUUCCUGUACAGCCUGGCACAUGGCCUUUCCCUCUCUGUGGUGGCUCGUGCGUUUGGGAUGCCGAAGUCCACUGUGCACCGGGUCAUCCACAAGGUUGCCGGUGAGAUAAAGGCAAAGAUGGGUGCCAUGAUCUCCUUGCCCUCAGCAGAUGAGCUGGCAAAUAUUACAUGUGGUUUCUGCCGGCUGGGACAAAGUCCAGUGUUUGGCAGGGUUGCUGGCGCUCUGGACGGAUGCCACAUCUGCAUUAAACCACCGGGCAAUGAGCACCAAGGAGACUACCUGAACUACAAGCUGUUCUACUCCAUCCAGCUGCAAGCAGUUUGUGACGCCACGGGGAGAUUCCUGGACAUAUUUGUGGGCGAUCCAGGGUCUGUCCAUGAUGCCAGGGUGCUUAGGAAUAGCCCAAUCUACACCCAGGCAAUGCAUCCCUCCUCCGGCUUCUGCCUGCUGGCAGUCGGUGGCUAUCCCUGUCUGGAAACCCCAAUUGCCAUCAUCACCCCUUACAAGAUGCCCCUACAUGGACGAGUCCAGGAGCGUUACAACCGCCACCACUCCAGGGCUCGUUCUGUAGUGGAGCGAGCGUUUGGGGUGAUGAAGGCAAGAUGGAGGGCCUCAUUUUUUUUUUAAAGCUUUGGAGGUCAGCCCUGCCUUUGCUCCAGACAUAGUGGCGUGUUGCGCAUUUCUGCACAACCUCUGCCUCACCACGAAUGACCUAGUAGAGCUGGAGGAGAACGUCAUCCCUGAUGGUGAGGUCCACGGCCAGCAACACCCACCAGGAGGGCAAGAGACAAGUGGCCGUCAUAUCAGAGACAGGAUGGCUGCUGCUCUGUCCACCCCUGUCGUCCUCCCACAGCACCUGCAGGAGCAUGAUUACCUGUAACCCCCCCCCCCCCUUUUGCGUUUUCAUUGAGAAAAUAAAAUU